AUGGACCCGCAGCUCGCUGCCAUGCUCGGCGCCCUGGGCGGCGGCGGCGGCGGCGGUGGCGGCGGCGGCGCACCCAUGAUGUCCCCUGCAAUGCUCGACGGCCUCUGGGACAUGCCCAUGAUCACCAGCAUCGCCUUCCACCCGCGGCCCGAGGUGGCGGCUCACAUGGGCGCAACCAGUGGCCCGCUGAGGCAAGGCGUUUUCGAAGUCGCGGGGGGCGACAAAGUGAGCUACAGCCUCUACCUCCCAGAGGAGGGUGAAGUUGUUAAGGUUGUGGUGUUCAACUUCCAUGGGAACGCCGAGGUGUGCACGGACAUCGGCAUGGAGGCGGGGCUGUUCCACCGCGUCGGCGCCGCUUUGCUAUCCAUUGACUACCGCGGCUACGCUUGGGGCACUGGGCAGCCAAGCCUCACGAAGUUGUGCAACGACGCUUCAAAUUGCUUCGAGGCUGCCGGCAAGGUGCUUAGCGACGCGGGCAUCGAUGACGCGAAGCGGGUUGUAAUGGGGAGGUCCAUCGGUGCCACCUGCGCUGUGCACUUGGCCGCCAUGCACGCCGCUGACGUUUAUGGCCUCGUGAUUGAUAGCGGUCUGAUGUCCAUCAAGGAACUCCCCAUGGUGGCGUCGAUGGCACCCAUGUUUUUGGGACCGCAGGCGCCCGCUGUAUUUGCGCAGUUGAAGGAGCCGUUCGAUACUUAUGGCAAGCUUGCUGCCAUCUCCUGCCCCACGUUGGUGAUGCACGGCGAUCGUGAUCAGAUCGUGGCCGUGGAGCAGGCUGUCAAGUGCCACGAGCGGCUCGCCUGUGGGGACAAGAAGCUGCGCCGCUGGGAGAGUGCGGGCCACAACGACGUCCUCGCCACGAACCUACAGGACUGGGAGGCAGAGGUCGUGGAGCUCAUCCCGAAGAAGCCGUGGCUUUCGACAACGCCUUCCCAGCGGGGGCGCUCGUGGAGGCCCGCACGCCCUCGGAGGGGGCCACGAGCGGCGCAUGGGCCCGCGUGCUGGGGCCGCAGGGAGCGGGGCGCCUCAACGUGGAGCUGCCCGGCGGGGAGAGGGUGCUGA
This is a messenger RNA of Prorocentrum cordatum, 1059 nucleotides long. The record is from the annotation of a GenBank genome assembly. Lineage: Eukaryota; Dinophyceae; Prorocentrales; Prorocentraceae.